Messenger RNA from Didymodactylos carnosus, 1728 nucleotides. The record is from the annotation of a GenBank genome assembly. NCBI's taxonomy places the organism in Eukaryota, Metazoa, Rotifera, Eurotatoria, Philodinida, Philodinidae.
AUGACUGAUUCUGAAGCAAAAUUAAAACAAAAAGAGGAUCGUCGUUUAAAACGUGCCAAAUUACGUUCAUUAGAAACAUUAGCUUAUUCAUCGGCAUUAUCUUAUUUAAGAGCAAAAAAUGAUUAUAAUAAAGAAUCAGAACUUAUUCUAGCUCAAUUACGUUGUUUACUUCAUAUAUCAGAUGAUAGACACAUGGCAGAAUUAAAAAGAAUUAUAAACAAUGAUGAAUUACAACAAAUUAUAUCGACGGUAAACUUUGGACAAAUUGGAUUAAGCGAUAACUGGAAAAAAAUUAUUGUUCGAAAACAAAGUCAAGAAACAAUUCGUCAAGAAAAAAGAGACAAAAUGUUGGUACUUGUACUUGGUGAUCUUCAUAUUCCGUAUCGUUGUAGUGGUUUACCAUCUGCCUUUUUAAAAUUAUUAACACCUGGACGAAUACAACACAUAUUAUGUACGGGAAAUUUGUGUACAAAAGAAACAGUGGAUUAUUUAAAAACAUUAACAGCUGACGUACACAUUGUAAAGGGUGAUUUUGAUGAGAAUUCAAAUUUUAUUGAUCAAAAAGUUGUCACUGUUGGUCAAUUUCGUAUUGGAUUAUGUCAUGGACAUCAAAUUAUACCGUGGGGUGAUAUUGAAAGUUUAAGUAUGUUACAACGACAAUUGGAUGUAGAUAUUUUGAUCACAGGUCAUACACAUAAAUUUGAAGCAUUUGAACGUGAUGGAAAAUUUUAUAUUAAUCCCGGUUCAGCUACAGGAUCAUUUAAUGCAUUAAAUAGUACAACAACUCCUUCAUUUGUACUGAUGGAUAUUCAACAAGCAUCAUUAUCUCUCUAUGUUUAUCGGGUAAUUGAUGAAAAAUGUACAGUUGAACGUCUAGAAUGGCGUAAAAAUUUAUUGAAUUUAUCUCAAUUACAGUUACAUCAUAAAACAUUAGAUGAUUUUCGUGAACGUUUAUCUACUUAUGAGGAUUAUUGGUGGUUUGCAAAACCUGAUCAGAUUUCGGCAAUUCAAUGUUCGAGAAAAGGAUGGCAAUGUAUUAGUAACGAUCUUAUUGAAUGUGUUAAUUGUCAUGCAAGAUUAUUUGCUAUAUUACCAAGUAUCCUAAAUACAAAUGAAUAUACAGAUGCAGUACAAACAACAUCGAAACAAUUGGUAGAUGCACAUGAAAAAUAUUGUGUCUGGAAAGUUCUUACAAUACCUGAAUCUAUUCUUCAAAUUCAAGAUAUUUAUUCGAAUGAGACAAUAAAUCAAUUAAUAUCAAAAGCUAAAGAUUUAUCUGACAAAAUAUUACAUAUUGAAAUUGUGGGUGAAAUUAAAAAUAAAUUUACGUUAGAGACAAAAGAUAUUGAUGAAAGAUAUUUAUUUAUUCAAUAUUUAAAUGAUCCAAAAAUUUGUGCUGCUUUUAAAAUUGUCACAUUUGGAUGGAUACUGUCAAAAGAUGGUAUUUUAAUAUGUGAAAAAUGUUGUCGUGAAAUAACAAAUGUUAAGAAAAAAUUGGUAUUUGAUCCCGUUUAUUCACAUCGUAGUUGGUGUCCGAUAUUGAAAAAGAAUUCAUCUUAUCAAUAUGAAUGGCUAAAACUUAUUGAACAAAUACAAAUUGUAUUAAAAGAUAAUAAUAAUAGAGCUUAUCAAAGUCAAAUUAAACCAGUAAAAUCCAAUAAAGAAGUAAGGAUAAUAAAGUGUUUAAAAGUAGAAACUAUUUUAAACUUGAUCGAUAAUUUUUCCUAA